CACCUGGAACCUAAGCAUAUGCAGCUGACGAACGGAGGGUUUGCACAGACUGGAGAGAGCUGGAGAGAUCUACUGGAUGAAGGACAUGUACACUGCUGGUGCCAUGGACGAGCCUCUCUGGACCUCAGUGUCAGGUGGAGCCCUGCAGUAAGAUGCUCGAGUCUAUGUUUGUCUGCAGUUCCCCUCCUGUGACCUCUCACCUUUGGCUGCUCAUUCUUUCCUGCUCUCUUCAUGGUCAACCAGCCCUGUCUGACCUGGUGUUCUCCACCCAUCCAGAGGAUGGUGUUGGUGUACUGGGUGCUCCCCUCACACUGUACUGUGCAGUGUAUGACUCCAGCAGCCAGGGGGAACUGUCUGUUAGAUGGGAGAGGGCCAGUGGAGAGCCAGCAGCAUUGACUCCUGGUCCUGGCAGAGGGAUCCACCAAUUGGCCAACGGAUCUCUGUUCUUCCCCCAGCUGAGAGAGGGGGACCUGGGGAGAUAUGUCUGUAGUGCAGGCAUUGGAGCCAAACACAUCAUGACUGUUGUCCAAGUGAUGGAAGCUGACCUGGAGGUGGUGUUCUUCAGUCCUCAGUCUCAGACAGUCAGUGAGGGUCGGCCAGUGUUCCUCCAGUGUGUCUCAGGGGACAGCUCCCCCCCAGCACACAUCACCUGGCUCAAAGACAACACACUCUUCACCAAAGGCGCUCAGAUUCAGGGUCAAUAUGGAGGGGGUAACCAGAGGAAGACCUCAGGCACUCUUCACCUCUCUAAUGUCUCAAUAGAGGACGAGGGGGAAUACGUCUGUGUCACACACAACACCUUACUGAACACCAGCCGGGAAAGCAAGGCAGCUACACUCACAGUACAAGGAGUCCCUACAAGGCUGCAGAUCACUCAGGGCCCUGACAACAUCACAGUUGCCAUAGAGACGGAGGCCUCCAUGGGCUGUGUUGUCCGAGGCUUACCGCCUCCCACAGUGCAAUGGUUCAAAGACAGCCUUCUCCUUGUGAACAACUCUGGCUUGAGUCUGCAGAACAAGGGACAGCUGCUUGUUUUCAAGAACGUGUCUGAGGAUGAUGAGGGUUCCUACCACUGUGAGGCCAGGAAUAAGAGGGAGACAGUCAGGUCUAAGACUGCCUUUCUCCUUCCAGCAGUGAUGGGGUGGACCUUUGUCCAGCAGCCUACCAACAAGUCUGUGAGGAUGGGGGAGUCUGUUACUCUGGUUUGUAGACCCCCCUACAGCAGGCCUCCAACAACAGUGUCCUGGUUCAAAAACAACCGCCUCCUUUCUCCCAAGACACACUUCACUGUCAGGCCUAGUGGAGACCUCAUCUUCCACAGUGUCUAUGACACAGACAGUGGAGUCUACUUCUGCAGAGCAUCCAAUGUCCACCUGUACAGAUCUGUGACCUCCAGAGCUGCCAGACUGACCAUUCUGGCAUCUCCCUCGGUGAGGCUGUGGCCACAAGUGGUGACAGUCCCUGUAGGGGCCCAGGUGGUGUUCCAGUGCCAGGUCUGGGGACAGCCCCUCCCCUCCAUUGUCUGGUCCAAACAGGGACGCUCCAUUCAGACUGGUGGCAAGAUCGCUGUGGGCGUGAGAAACACUACCCUCUACAUCCUGUCUGUCAGGAGCUAUGAUGAGGGCACGUACACUUGUGAAGCCUCCAACACUGUGGGGCAUGACCGGAGAACAGCUACUUUACGUGUCGCUGUAAGCCCCAUCAUAGUGUCCUUCCUGGGGGCAGUGAGCAGCUCAGAGGGGUCCUAUGUGGUCCUGCCAUGCAGGGCAGUGGGGGACCUCCCCAUCAGGUACACCUGGACCAGGGGACACUCCAUCACCCCAACCCUGGAGAGGCAUGUAGAUGAUGAGGGGGCUCUGCAUAUCUCCAGUGUUCAGGUGUCUGAUGCAGGGGACUAUCACUGUACCGCUGAGAACAUAGUGGGACGACAGCAGAGAAGAGCCACCCUCACCAUCUCUGCUGAAGAUGACCCAGCUGAUAGAGAAAGGCAGCAUAGACAGAUUGUAUCUGCAGUGAGUAAUAAUGAGGUUCCAAAGACUGAAGCAGAGCAGAGAACUCCCCUGUCCAGUAAUGACCUGAGUCUAGUUCAGCAUUCUGAGAUGACCCACUCACGUGUCUCCCUACAGGGAGGAAGCACAGUCCGAGCAACUCAAAGAGACUCAAGCAAUGACAUCCCCCAAGUGUCUACUCCUGACACUCUACGACUGCUCUCGUCUCUCAGGCAGACAGCUUUAGGACUAGCAGGUCUCUACAGAGGACAAACAGGACUGCUGGUUCCACCUGAAAUGCACUCUCUGCUCCCAUUGGACCUGGCCUCGGCCAAUCCAACCCAGUCUCCAGUCACACAGAUCCAGCAUCCAGUGCUACAACCCCUACCUCCACCUCUAUUUGAACCCUUAGACCUACUCACCCAGCCUUCAGUAACUCAUAGAGUCAUCUCACUCACUCAGAUUCAAAUAAUACCUAACCAGCCAACAUUAACACACAACCCACCCCCAGUGACACAACGGCAGGUUUUAGUCCCAGAUAGCCAAUCUCCAUUAACACAGUCCGUAUUCCAAAGUCUCCACAACCAGCCAUCAGUCAUGCAUAUCCAGCGUCAAGUCACUGAGCAACCAAUUAAACCCCUAAACCACAUCGGCAGAUUUACCCAGUCUCUGGUCUCACUCCCGCAGCUUCCAGACUCUUCCAGCCACCCGUCUGAUCCCUUUACCCAGCGUCCUGAUUCUCCUACCCAGCCCAAAGAACCUUUGACUCAGUCUCUACUUAUUCACAGCCUGCAUGCUCCCGACUCAAUCGCUCAAACCCACCAUCCUGUACCUCAAAGUAAUCCUUCAGACCCACAUAUCCAGGAUCCUAGCACCAUCACCCUGUUUUCACGCUCACAAACCCAGACUCAACCAUACAAAACUCAGCCUCAACCAUCACCAACCCAGCAUGAACCUACACAAACCCAGCGUACAGAUCUCCUCACCCAGCCUUCAGGCUCAAACACCCAUCUUCCUGACCUGAUCACCACACCCCCCACCCCUGACCCCCAGGGCCCUAGUGCCCCUAUGCCCCCACCCCAGACCCCCUGCAGCAGAACACGAGCCAGCCUGCUAACCCAGCUCAUCCAGCCAAACCAACCAGGCCCAAUGACACAGAGCCCACAGAGUGGCUGAAGAGGAACACCUCUCAGUCCCCCAUGAGGACCAAUGAGGACCCCAGAGUAAAGCCUCCUCCUCCGUGGCUUCCAGUGCUGGAGAAACAUGACAUCCCCAUCGUGGUGGGAGUGGGUGUGUCUAUGGCCUUCAUCUUCAUCACCAUGGCCUUC
Molecule: messenger RNA, 3316 nt
Organism: Oncorhynchus tshawytscha (Chinook salmon)
Lineage: Eukaryota; Metazoa; Chordata; Actinopteri; Salmoniformes; Salmonidae
Product: hemicentin-1
Exons: 17
Coding region: 153-3164 (1003 amino acids)
Biological process (GO): axon guidance; homophilic cell-cell adhesion; dendrite self-avoidance
Cellular component (GO): plasma membrane; axon
Molecular function (GO): cell-cell adhesion mediator activity
Source: RefSeq, a predicted model, not a curated record